UUCAUGAAAGUAUCUUUUUCAAUUAAAUACAAAUGGUGGCUCACUUCUAGACAUAUAAAGAAUAGAAGAAUAUAAGAUGAGGUGAUUUUCUAGGAGGAGGAAGGUGAGCAACUAAGCUAUGUUCUGAGAAGACUACUUUGGAGGUUGGUGUUACUUUUGGAAGGGUUGACAUGGAGGAACGAUAUGAGUCAUUGAAGGACCUUGGUUCUGGGAAUUUUGGAGUGGCCAAGUUGGCUAAAGAUAAGAAAACUGGAGAGCUUGUUGCGGUUAAAUACAUAGAGAGAGGGAAAAAGAUCGAUGAAAAUGUUCAGAGGGAGAUAAUUAAUCACCGAUCUUUAAGGCAUCCAAAUAUAAUCAGGUUUAAAGAGGUCUUGCUGACCCCUACUCAUUUAGCUAUCGUCUUGGAGUUUGCUUCAGGCGGUGAACUCUUUGAAAGGAUAUGUAAUGCUGGUCGAUUUAGUGAAGAUGAGGCAAGAUUUUUCUUCCAGCAGCUAAUAUCUGGGGUUAGCUAUUGUCAUUCAAUGGAAAUUUGUCAUCGAGAUCUGAAAUUGGAAAACACCCUCUUAGAUGGAAAUCCAUCUCCUCGGCUUAAAAUUUGUGACUUCGGUUAUUCCAAGUCUGCUUUACUGCACUCUCAACCUAAAUCAACAGUUGGAACUCCUGCAUACAUUGCUCCAGAGGUUCUAUCGCGGAAGGAGUAUGAUGGAAAGAUUGCAGAUGUUUGGUCUUGUGGUGUGACUCUUUAUGUCAUGUUAGUUGGUGCAUACCCAUUUGAAGAUCCAGAAGAUCCUAGAAAUUUCAGAAAGACUAUUGGGAGAAUAAUUGGUGUUCAGUACUCCAUACCCGACUAUGUUCGUGUUUCUUCAGAGUGUAGGAACCUUCUCUCUCGUAUUUUUGUUGCUGAUCCUGCCAAGAGGAUCACCAUCCCAGAGAUAAAACAGAAUCCUUGGUUCUUGAAGAAUUUGCCCAAAGAGAUCAUUGAAGCUGAGAGAAAAGGUUAUGAGGAAUCAAAGCAAGACCAACCAAGCCAGAGGGUGGAAGAAAUCAUGAGGAUUAUACAAGAGGCAAGGGUACCAGGACAACCAUCCAAACCUGGUGAUGGUGGGCAAGCUGGCAUUGGGUCAUUAGAGGUUGAGGAUGAUGAGGAAAUUGAUCUUAGUGGUGACUUUGAACAUGUGUGAUCGAGGCAAUUAAUUGGUUGAUGGCUAGAUUGUUCAUAAGACGUGCAUAGUCUGCAUUAUUAACAUUUAUCACCAUGUGGUGUGCAGUGAUGGUGUUCAAAAGAUACGUAUUAUACCAGCUUUGAAAUAGGUCUUUGUGGUUAUUAAGUGAAUAAUACUUAAAAAAAAAAAAAAGGCUUGAAAUGGUUUUUAUUUUCAGUAAAU
Abrus precatorius (Indian licorice) is the source of this 1385-nucleotide messenger RNA. RefSeq names its product serine/threonine-protein kinase SAPK3-like. Gene Ontology annotation, molecular function: protein serine/threonine kinase activity; ATP binding. The coding region runs from base 171 to 1181 and encodes 336 amino acids. NCBI's taxonomy places the organism in Eukaryota, Viridiplantae, Streptophyta, Magnoliopsida, Fabales, Fabaceae. The transcript is spliced from 10 exons. The record is from RefSeq and is a predicted model, not a curated record. Gene Ontology annotation, biological process: intracellular signal transduction; protein phosphorylation.